Diversispora eburnea is the source of this 218-nucleotide messenger RNA. The record is from the annotation of a GenBank genome assembly. Lineage: Eukaryota; Fungi; Glomeromycota; Glomeromycetes; Diversisporales; Diversisporaceae.
CUAGAGCAGGAGAAAAAAGUAUUACUAAUGUUUCACAAUCUUCGGUCUGCGAAGCAGGAUACUCUGUAUCUAAUAUCAUCUCUUCCGAAAUGGAAAAUUCUAAUGAUACUCCUAUAUCCGAUAUAACCGAUAAUGCUUCAAAUUCUAACGAUGUUCAUGAACAAAUUGUCACACAGAAUGAGGAUGCUGAAGCAUCUGAUAAUGUUUCAAAUUCUGGC